This is a messenger RNA of Alternaria alternata, 797 nucleotides long. RefSeq names its product DUF1768-domain-containing protein. The transcript is spliced from 2 exons. Bases 165 to 797 code for a protein of 210 amino acids. The record is from RefSeq and is a predicted model, not a curated record. Lineage: Eukaryota; Fungi; Ascomycota; Dothideomycetes; Pleosporales; Pleosporaceae.
UGGUACUGAAGCAAGUGAAGGUGGACACUAUUCGUGCGCGCUAGAGGUGAGGCGCUCAUGUUCUCUACAUAAAUUUAGUCUUCUUUUGAUAUCUAAACUUCUUUCCGCUACCUCGCCUCAUAUUCUCCCAAUUCUCGAGUUAUCAACACAUAACCUACACGAAGAUGGAGCCUGAAUGUGAAACAGACGAAGGGCCAGUCUUCUUCUCCUUCGACAGCGACCAGGGCAAUGGUUUUCUCAGUCCAGCGUUCCUCAGUUCCUUCCAACACGAGAACACUGAAUACAAUUGCAGUGAGCGGUUCUUCCAAGCAAAAAAAGCAUUAUGGUUCGAGGACGACAGUGGACUAUAUGAGGCCAUAGUGAGCGCGACAUAUCCUCAAGAACAAAGGGCUAUAGGCAAGCACAUCGAAGCCAGUAACCCCUUCUGGUCACGUAGCUGGGCGAUGACAGUGGCCUAUUCAGUUAUCAAUCUUGCAACGUGUCUAAAGUUCAUAGCUUCAGAACAUGCACCGAUGCUUGCGCAGAAGCUCAUGGCCACGGGACAUCGAGAGCUUGUUAUGGCAGAUCCAGAUGAUGUGUUUUUGGGCAUUGGGUUGGACAGGGUUUCAGCAGCCACACACGUCGGGCCUUGGCCUGGACGGAAUCUGCUGGGGGAAGUGUUGAUGGAAGUAAGGUUGAGUUUGAGGGUGGAGGCGAGUUUGCAGGAAGAGAGGAAGGUGUUUUCGAUGGCGAGGUUUCACGUGAUUUGUCCUGCGGUGUCGUCUUCUCAGGUUGAAGUAGCAGAAGAGACAGAAUAG